AUGUUCUCCAUCAUCUCCAUCAUCACAGCCCUCUGUUAUCUACAGUCCCGUCAGACAUCCAAGGUCGAACAAACAACCCACACUUCCAUCAAAAUGAAGUUCACUGCUGUUAUUGCUACCGCAAUCCUUGCUGGCACCAGCUUGGCUGCCCCUGAGCGCGGCCUCGCAGCUCGUGUCAAAGCUCGUGCAGCUGCCGCUCGGGGUUCUCGUCCUCUUCAGAGUGUUCAGGAGCCAGCAGGCGUGACCAACAAGACAAAUGUGCAGUACAGUUCCAACUGGUCCGGCGCUGUCCAGGAGAACCCUCCCUCGGCCGCUGCCACCUACACCGCAGUGACCGGUACCUUCACGGUCCCGGAGCCCACUGGUGGAUCCGGCAGUUCUUCCGCCUCGGCCUGGGUUGGUAUCGAUGGCGACACCUACAGCGAGGCCAUCCUCCAGACCGGUGUCGACUUUACUGUGACGAAUGGCCAGGCCUCCUUCGAUGCUUGGUACGAGUGGCUGCCCGACUACGCUUAUGACUUCAGCGGCAUCGACAUCUCCGCGGGCGAUGAGAUCGUUGCCAUCGUCGAGUCGCACUCUUCCACCAGUGGAGUUGCCAUUAUCGAAAACCGAAGCACGGGCCAGAAGGUGUCUAAGGAACUUAGCUCCUCUUCGCCCCUUGGCGGAAUCAACGCUGAGUGGAUCGUCGAAGAUUUUGAGGAAAACGGCUCCUUGGUUGACCUGGUUGACUUUGGCACCGUUACCUUCACUGGUGCCGAAGCAAAGGCAGCCGGUGGCCAGACUGUCGGUCUCACCGGUGCAACCGUCAUUGACAUCGUUCAGGGUAGCAAGGUUGUGACCGAUGUGACCAUUGACAGCGACUCCGAGGUCACCAUUCGCUACGUUUAA
Molecule: messenger RNA, 888 nt
Organism: Aspergillus bombycis
Lineage: Eukaryota; Fungi; Ascomycota; Eurotiomycetes; Eurotiales; Aspergillaceae
Product: A4/G1 family peptidase
Exons: 2
Coding region: 1-888 (295 amino acids)
Biological process (GO): proteolysis
Molecular function (GO): glutamic-type endopeptidase activity
Source: RefSeq, a predicted model, not a curated record